Molecule: messenger RNA, 1788 nt
Organism: Lobosporangium transversale
Lineage: Eukaryota; Fungi; Mortierellomycota; Mortierellomycetes; Mortierellales; Mortierellaceae
Exons: 6
Coding region: 1-1788 (595 amino acids)
Biological process (GO): RNA processing
Source: RefSeq, a predicted model, not a curated record
AUGGGACGCAAAAGUGGCAGGAGUCUCAACCCUGCGGACCAAUACCGCAAGGAAUUACAUAAAAAGGAGAUUAAAAAGAAUAAACAAGAUCGCAAGAAGAUCCGCGAAGUCAAUUCUGCACUCAGGGAUACAACAACCGAAGUCGAGCUGGCAGAAUAUGAGGCUCGAGAGGCUGAAGGGAAGCUCGACAAAGAUGGCAUCAAAAAGCUUAGUGAACUGCGAGAGAGAAUGAACAAAAUCAUUGAGAUUAAAAAGGCACAUGGAAUCAAGAUAAAGCCUAAAAAGGUGGAGCCAGAAAAACCCACUCCAGUCCCAGUCCCUGAACAAACUAGGGACCCCACACGAUCUAUUUACUAUGACCCGAUCUUGAAUCCAUAUGGCGCACCACCUCCGGGACAGCCCUACCUUGAGUAUCCUCCUCUGCCAUCACAACACCCUAUGGGCAUGGAAGAGGCACAUGGAAAGCUAGAUCAACAAGAGCAAUCACAAGAGUCAGAGGAAGAAUCAGACUCAGGUUCAUCAAGUGAUUCUAGUUCUGAUUCCGACUCGGACUCUUCAACUUCAGAAUCGGAUUCAGAAGAUCCGGACGAUGAAAAAUUCAUGCCUCCACUCCCUGAAGGCCCAGCACCAUCAAAGGAAGAGCAGACCAAGUUCCUUGAGCUUACAAAGCCAAAGGUUGUUGUUGUACCACAGAUACAUCAGCAUCCAUCUUUACAAUGGCCACCCAUGCAACCAAGACCAGAAAUGUACCCACCAGGUUUCUCACACCCUGGAGUGCAAAACACACCAAUGUCGCCAAUGAAUCCAAUUGAUCCUCCAAUCGGCAUCCAUCCCCAAUAUGGUAGCGUAUACCCUCCAACAAGACCAGGUCUUGGUCCUCCUCCACCCAUGGGUUAUGGACAUCCGCCAAUGCAUACAGGACCAGGAAUGGGCCCUCCUCCUCCAGGAUACGGAGCACCUGGUCCUUAUGGUGGGCCUAAUACAGCCAAUGGUCCAGGUGGAUACAUGCCACCAGGCUUCCAAGCAAGGCCGAGCUAUCCUCGACCAAUGCGACCACCAUCACAACGACCACCACCUCCUCGAUACAUUAAACCACCACGAACAACAGAUCCACAGAAUGAUCCUAUGACUGGCCACCUACCUCCAGAUGAAAAAGAGAAGAAACGUAUAAAGGAGCAAGCGGAAGCAGCAGCGGCAGCAGCUUCUACUCAGGAAUCUAGCCCGGUAUCUGUGCCUACUAAACCAGGAUUGUCCACAGCAACAGGGACGAUAUCACAUCCACUCCCUCCGAAGCCGAGUGCAAUAUCUGCAACGCCAAAGCCUACGCUGGUUGCGGGGCCUGCUAGUAUUUCAGCAGAGCCACAACUUCGAAAUCUGCAAAAAGAGCUGGUGCAUCUUGUGCCCUCGACGAUCAUGCGCAAACGUGUUUCUCAGAAGGGCAAGAUUGGGAAACCCGUCAAUGCGGCUCCGGGCGUAGAUGAGGACGAUUACAACCCUGUAUCGGGAGAAUCAGCGGAAUCAGCAUCUGCAUUCUCAAGUUUGACUACGGUGACAGUAAAUACAGGCAUGACUGAAGCUGCUGGCUCCGAACCCGAAUACAGAGAAACAGGACUUGGUCUGCGAUUGCCCAAGAUUAAUGCGGCGCCGAGUGUACCAAGUUUAUUGAGCCCUAGGAAGAUUGUGGUCAACACUGCACCCGAGGUACCUGUAGCAGUGGAUCGGGCUGCGAAGAAGAAGGCUGAAUAUGAUGAGUUUCUACAGGGUCUUGAGGGUGCUGGUCUAUUGUAA